Alexandromys fortis (reed vole) is the source of this 360-nucleotide messenger RNA. Its product is annotated as beta-defensin 17-like. The transcript has 3 exons. NCBI's taxonomy places the organism in Eukaryota, Metazoa, Chordata, Mammalia, Rodentia, Cricetidae. Gene Ontology annotation, cellular component: extracellular region. Gene Ontology annotation, biological process: cell chemotaxis; defense response to bacterium; innate immune response. Gene Ontology annotation, molecular function: CCR6 chemokine receptor binding; chemoattractant activity. The record is from RefSeq and is a predicted model, not a curated record.
AUGCUAGAUGAUCUUUUUGAUAUGGUCUUGGAUUGUGUUUGUAAGCAUUUUAUUGAGGAAUUUUGCAUCUACGGUCAUAAGGUGGUCAUUGCUUCUUGAAUGCAAAACAAACCGGCUUUCCAAAGAGGAUCUGUUGUUAGUUCUUGCUUAAGAAACUGCACCAUGAAGAUUCAUCUCUUUUUCUUUAUUCUGCUCCUUUGGGUCACAAUAUUACCAGCCAGAAAGAGGUUUCCCGAGUAUGGUAGCUUGGAUUUGAGUUAUCAGUGCAAAAUGAGUAAAGGUCACUGUAAAACCCAGUGCUCUGAAAAUGAAUUUAGGAUUGUUUUCUGCAUAAGACCUGGAACUCACUGCUGCAUCUAG